CACCUGGGAGCUCUAUACCACUUACGCUAUUAGGACAUUUCGAAGACUGCGUAAGAAGAAGGGAAGGCGGCUAACUGCAACUUGACAGUGUAUCUGCUGAGUCUUUAAAGCUGGUUACAUCUGUAAAAUUGAAUAUGUAUUUUGGGGACGAGAACGGGCAGUUUCAAAGUGGCCCCCCUGGAAGCAUCAUCGAAGAUGACGACUACCGACCUGCAACUGCAUCAAGUGCUGAAACCAGAGAGAGGAAGCUAGCCGAACUUAAAAAGCGAAAUGAUGAUAUCCUCAGGCAGAAACGGAACCUUCCUGGAAUGAUGCAGCCGAAUGAUAACAAAAGACCUGGCACACGUGGUGGAACUCGGCCUAAGUCAGGAAAACAGGGAGGAUAUAAGCAAAGUAUAUCAGAUACGCCUGGGGCAUCAGUUAAUGUAGCUUUCGAUCCAGACGCACCGAUAUCGCCCACCAACUUAAGUUUGGAUUCAGAAGAAUCUAUUCCUUCCCUGCCAACAAAGUUGACAGACACUGAACGAAAGCUUCGCGAUAAGGGGAUUCCCGCAAAGGUUGAAUCUUCAGAUGAGGAUGAUUUGGAAUCUUCUCCACUACCGUCUCCCACAGCACCAAGAGCAAGACUGGAUAGAUCUUCGCCGAGCGGCCAUAACGAUGCCACGCCAACCGGACCAUUAAACACAACAGAGGGAAAAGACCGAACUGUCCCUGGGUACAAUUUGGAAAUAGAUGAUCUUGACAGAUUUGCAUUCAUGCCCGCACCUCAAGGAACCACAAUUAAGUGCCGGAUAACAAGGGACAAGAAAGGUGUAGAUAGAAAUUUGUUUCCGACCUAUUUCUUACAUUUAGAGAAGGACGAUGGAAAGAAGAUAUUUCUGCUGGCUGGAAGAAAAAGAAAGAAGAGCAAGACUUCAAAUUAUUUGAUAUCAACUGAUCCUACAGACAUGUCGCGGGGUGGUGACAGCUUCACGGGAAAGCUAAGAUCAAACUAUGUUGGAACAAAAUUCACAUGCUUUGAUAACGGCAAAAACCCAAAGAAAGGCGGGAUAAUGAUGGAUGGAUCGAACAUAAGGGAAGAAUUGUGUGCCAUUCUUUACGAAACAAACGUCCUGGGUUUCAAAGGGCCACGGAAAAUGUCCGUGAUUAUUCCAGGCAUGGGGCUUGACCAUCAACGAGUGCCAGUAAGACCUAGAAAUGAACACGAGUCUCUGCUGGAACGGUACAGAACAGGCAAUAUGGAAAACCUUAUCGAAUUGCACAACAAAACCCCUGUUUGGAACGACGACACCCAGUCUUAUGUAUUGAACUUCCAUGGACGCGUUACCCAAGCCUCUGUAAAAAACUUCCAAGUUAUUCACGAAAAUGACCCUGACUACAUUGUAAUGCAGUUUGGUCGUGUGGCUGAUGACAUUUUCACAAUGGAUUUCAACUACCCACUUUGCGCCCUGCAAGCAUUCUCAAUUGCCCUGAGCAGCUUUGAUGGUAAACUGGCUUGUGAAUAGCCUCGGGUUAACUCUUAUUUCAUGAAAAAUUAUUAGGAUUUUAAUUUGAAACAGUUUGUUGACUGUUUUUAGCUGAUAUAAUACAAUUGGUAAUAAGACUGUUAAAUAUUAUCCUAGCUGUUCAUGCAGUAAUUUUGCCUAAAGGUAGUAGAUAAAUGUUUUCUGUUAUUAUCCUGGUUGUGUAAAUUGUUUUAAUCCCAAAUGCACUUAUAUUCAGUUACCUAGUAGAACUUAGCUCAUGGGAAUGUUAUGGAUCGCUAUGAACUUGCUGCAAUAGAAACUCAGUGUAACCAAGCCAUUUUAGUUACCUACUAAAAGAUGUACAGUUUCUAAUCUGUACACUAACGUGACGUAUACUAAGAAUAGUUUUAUCUUGUUCACGAAAACAUAAGACUCCUUAAUAGUGCAUUUUCAUAAAAGCCUUAUGAACUUAAAAGAUCUCAGUGAUGUUUAUUUUACUGUAUUAUCGCACGUUCCUAUCAUAGAAAUUCCAAAAAAGGGAAUACCAAGGACAUUUUUGAGACCAGUAGUAGUUUAGGUCCAUCUAAGAAAACAUCUUUGGUGGUGAGCAUAAGUCUCGUUAUUGAAUGUAAUAGGUACCUAUUGGCAGAAAUACUUCAUUCUUAGGGGCGGCGUUUGUAAUGAAUAGACUAUAUCUGCGAAUAAUUUUUCACUUUGAAUUUAGGGUUGUUAUAGGAUUAGCAAUAUUUGUUAGAGUCAAGGAAAAAGGCUGGAUGAAAGUCCAAGAGAUUACUUUUGUUGGCGCUUAUCAUGUAAGAGAAUUUGACGGUGUGGUUUUAGGAGUUACCUUUUCCAAUCAGCUAAGAGGGUGUAGGCUGUAUACAACGCAUAUUAUAACACUAUACCCGUAGGUUUUUUUAUAAUCUCUGGUACUUGUUUUUUUCCUGGUUUAAAGUCUGAUAAAGCAUUAGUGGUAUUUUACAAAACGUUUUACCUGUAGCCUGCUCCCCAGUCUAUAAACGCUGCCACAUUUAUAUCCUGUCCAGGCAGAGGGCUGGGUCCAGUUUAUGAAAAUAAUUUAUGUAAUGAAACAUUUGAAAUCUUGCGUGAUUAUUCCCCGCAGAAGUACGCACUGAAACCAAACAGGGCGUAGAUAAAAUGAUGUAUGAUGAGUUUAAAGGUUUCAGCUAAUUGCAUAAUUUGGAGGGUUGCAUAAAUUACCACCAAAUUCUGCUGGAGACUGCGGACAGGAUAUUUAUCAAUAUUGCACAGUCCAUAAAUGUGGUAGCAUUUGUGGACUGGCGCACAGGCUACCUGUAGAUGUUAUCUGCUUUAGAAAUAUCAAACUGUUCAAUCCCUCCCAGUCGCCCACAUUCCUUUAGGAAAUAAAGUUAACUUCAUUACUUGGGGCAUUACUUGCAAUUCGGGGAAAAUUAGGAACAAAAAUUGUGAUCGCCCUAAAUGGCUCGGUUCCCAUCUUUAUCUAGACCGUUUUCUUGAGAAGCGAUACAAAUCAAAACAUCUUCCAUAUCUUGAAAAAUUAAUGCAAAAAAACAACAUCGGUAUCAACUCAGCUCCUUGCAAUCAAGAACCAGCUAAGAAGUUAUUAUGUUUUUGUUUUAGAAAUAAAAAUGCUGUUCUACCAUCUAACAUUACGUUUUUGCAAAUUAAAGGCAAUCUGUCUCGUUGUGGAUUGGUUAAAGAGAACCGCCAUCUUUUUUACAAUGCGAUAAAUUGAAGGGAGACUGGAAACAAUAAAAGAUCGCUUUGUUCUUAUAAUCAAUCAACGUCGUGACAGAUUGCCUUUAAACCUCGGUCUCUUCCAGGGCCUCCGACGAAGGUAGGGGGGGGCCGGGGGGGCCCCCAACUUUUUUGCAAAACAAUAGAGUUUUUUUCUAAAUCUUUUGUUAUGGAUGCUAAAUUUUCCUUUGGCCCCCCCCCCCCCACUUUUCAACUUUUGUCGGAGCCAUGUCUUCCGGAUAAAAGCAACAACAAACUUCAACUACACCAUUCUCAUUUAUUAGAACCGCAAUCAAAAACCUCUUAGUGAGAACAGUAUCGACACACUAUUACGAUUAUGAGACAUUAGCAUAAUUAAGAAGGCCUAAAUUGGUAAUGUUUUUCCAUAUUUGUUUUUAAAGCUUUCUUUAACAAUGGUUUGUUUAUGCCGAUAACAUUGGUCAUAGAAAUACAAGUGGAUUUUGUUUUCUUUAA
Messenger RNA from Rhopilema esculentum, 3680 nucleotides. RefSeq names its product tubby-related protein 3. Gene Ontology annotation, biological process: protein localization to cilium. Lineage: Eukaryota; Metazoa; Cnidaria; Scyphozoa; Rhizostomeae; Rhizostomatidae. The record is from RefSeq and is a predicted model, not a curated record. Gene Ontology annotation, cellular component: cilium.